AUUCACCACCCUAUACCAAAGUAUUUCUCAACGCAGAGUGCAAUGCAUUCAAAAAGCCCGUCAAGACGGCAUGCGUGUAUACGAUGUAUCCAAUUGAAAGCCAAAUGUGUCUUAGUUGACAAUGGACGAUGUCAGCGAUGUGCGAGACUUGAUCGCCACUGUACUUUCCCAGACGGCUCGCUCAGGAAUACAAGCAUCAGAAAUAACCGCAUCGAUACCAUUCAGCACCAGGUCGACAGACUUGCUGCUCAAGUGCACGCUGAUAAGGUAUCUCCGAACAGAUCCAGCCCUUGCCCCCCCCGAAAUCUUAUACAUUAACUUUUCUUCAAUAGGGCUCAGGAAUGAACCUGACGCCCGUAUCAGCAACGAAAUCCUGUUCUGUAAGCCCCAAGCCCAAAUGGCGCAACGAUUUC
This is a messenger RNA of Aspergillus vadensis CBS 113365, 413 nucleotides long. RefSeq lists its product as uncharacterized. The coding region runs from base 43 to 318 and encodes 91 amino acids. The record is from RefSeq and is a predicted model, not a curated record. Lineage: Eukaryota; Fungi; Ascomycota; Eurotiomycetes; Eurotiales; Aspergillaceae. Gene Ontology annotation, biological process: regulation of DNA-templated transcription. The transcript is spliced from 2 exons. Gene Ontology annotation, molecular function: zinc ion binding; DNA-binding transcription factor activity, RNA polymerase II-specific.